Daktulosphaira vitifoliae (grape phylloxera) is the source of this 5575-nucleotide messenger RNA. RefSeq names its product zinc finger protein 836-like. The record is from RefSeq and is a predicted model, not a curated record. The coding region runs from base 919 to 5079 and encodes 1386 amino acids. Gene Ontology annotation, biological process: regulation of transcription by RNA polymerase II. NCBI's taxonomy places the organism in Eukaryota, Metazoa, Arthropoda, Insecta, Hemiptera, Phylloxeridae. Gene Ontology annotation, cellular component: nucleus. The transcript has 5 exons. Gene Ontology annotation, molecular function: RNA polymerase II transcription regulatory region sequence-specific DNA binding; DNA-binding transcription factor activity, RNA polymerase II-specific.
UCGAAGAUUGGGGAAAAUGUAAAACUGGGCUCUAUGUAAAAUUCUACAUGAAAAAAUCCAAAGUAUAAUGUUGACUAAUAACAAUUUCAAUAGAAUAGUUCUGGCGAAUUCAUUACAAAACCGUCUAUAAAAAUUCAUUCGUCAUUAUUAUUACUUAUACAGAGCGUUUCAUUUAUCUUAAACUACUUAAUUAAUCAAAAAUAAGAUUAAGAAUUUUUUUAAGUUUCUUUUAGGUACAUAUUAUUUUUAAUUUAUCAAACAUGAAGUUUUUAUUUUAUGUUCAUCCAUUAUGUCUUCUAAGGGUUUCAACUUUACUUUUUCAAAUAACAACAUAUAUAACCAACUAGUUUCUUUAAUACAUAAUGAUUUAAUCAAGCGUCUGUUUUAUGACAAAUUUUGGACCGGUAGGAGGAAGAGAUGUUUGAUUACAUCGAUAUUUUCAGUUUGAUAUCAUCGACAUUAAUAUUACACAUUUUGUGAUAUUAAUAUUUUUUUGAUAGAAUCAAUAUAUAUAUAACUAAAAAUUCUAAAUAUCUACUCUAUUACUUUAUUUAUUUACUUUAUUAUUACUUUUUACCGAGUAAAAAAUUACCGAAAUCCUUUACCAAGAUUGUACUAUUUGAUAGUACAGAAUUUACUAAUGAAAAAUAAUAACAUUUAUUAUCAUUAAUAGUCUAUGACAACAAAUGAUAACUCCUUUACAUUACAUUUAAUUUGUAAAAAUAGGAUUACGUGUUGAUUUUGAAAAAAUAUUGUUUAGAUUAAAAAAUAUUCCAUAAUUAUAGUUGGUUAAGAGAUAAAAUUUUAUGCUUAAUAGCAUAUUUUUUUACUAUAGUUUUUAACUUGUAAACAUACUUAUUAGAUACAUUUCUUCAUUUAUAACAUCAUUAAUAAAAAUAAUAUCAAUUCAUUUUCAGAAUGAAACGAAAUAAGAAAAAAAUAUUGAAAAAAAAAUUACGAUUAGAACCGUAUGUAUUAUUAGAAAGAAUUGACACAUCAAAUAUAAAAAUAGGUCAAAUUUGGAAUAAUCAAAAAAAGCCAAAACUUUUUCAUGAGCCAGUAGUGUUAUUAGAUCACAUCGAUUUGGACAAUUUAAAAAUAAAAAAAAAUUUUGGGAACUCUAAUGAACUACUACUAGAUAAUCGACUGAAUUUAUAUUUAUCAAAAAAAAACAUCAAUUGUUUCAGACCUUUUGUCCUACUUGAACGAUUAUCGCCAAAAGUCUUAAACAAAUAUUUGAACCCAUCUCUAGGUUUAAAUAAGGAGAAAAUUUAUGUCAAUAAUGUUGAAUUUGUAACUAAUAUAAAAUCAGAAGAUAAAGUUAUUAAUAUAUUGAAAAGUAAUAAUGAUAAGAUAAAAUCAAAUAAGCUUAAUAAAAUAAGUAUAAAAUUAAAAUGUAAUGAAUGUUACACUGUAAGUAAAAACAAUGAAGAAACCAAUCAGUUAAAAAUAUCAGACUAUGAAUAUGAAGGAGUUUUAGAUUCAUCAAACCAACAUUUUAUAUCAAAAUAUGUUAAAAACAAUUAUAAUUUAAUUAAAAAUACAGCGUUGAACCAAAACACAUUAACUGAAUUUCAAGAAAAUGAAUAUUUGUCUAAUAUGAAAGAAUAUUCAGUUCAAAAUAAGAAUAGUGAAGAAUUAAGUUUUGUAUCAAAUAUAUUUUAUAAGACAAACUUUGCUGUAGAAACUCAACUAAGAGAAGAUUACUUAAAUUCUAAUAAUAAAAUAACUCUUGAUUUGUAUAUUGAUCAAGGAACUAAUGUUAAUAAACAAAAGAUCUUUGAUAGUAAAAAUGGUUUUAUAAACAAAGCUAAAUAUAAUAAAGGAAAAGGAGUUAAACUUAAUUUACCAACUAUUAAGUCUCAUAGAAUUUUUAAUAUUAAUUCUCUAUUAUUAAAUAAUAAUUUUCAAAUAGAAAAUGGUAAAAAUAUUAGAAUUUUUAGCAUGUAUUUAAAAUCUCCGUUAUGUAAAAAAAAUGUUGUAAAAUAUUAUAAAAAAUUAGCUCAUGCUAGUAAAAACAGCAAUAAAAUUGUAUCAUGGUAUAAAGUAUGCAAAACCCUUUUAAAGAAUAAUAAAGAUUCAGAAUCUAAAAUCAUUAAUAAAACCAUAUCAUUACAUUUAAUGGACAUCAAUAUGUUGGAAAACUUAUUGAAUUUUACAUUAUUUAAACCACAAAAUUACAAUAAAAAUUGGACUCAAAUUUUAUCUUUCUUAAGAAUUAGUAGAUCAAUUUUAUAUGAUUUGUUAAUUCAUAGUGAUAAAUUAUCAAAAAUAUAUAUUUCAUCAUUAUUGUUAAAAAAAAAAUUCAUAAAUGAAAACCAAAUUUCAAAAGUUAAAUUCAAUUUUGAACUGAAUAAAUAUCAUGAGUAUAAUGAUAAUUUAACAUAUUUAUACAGAGAAGAAUUCAUUACUGACAACAUAAAAUAUUGUUUAUGCAAUAAACUAUUUAUUAAUAAAGAAUAUUUAAGCAUCACAAAUGAAAGAAAACUAAGUGAAUCAAUACAGAUUUUUUAUAGUUACUGUUCAAAGAUUAUACAAAUCAAAAAUACCCUUAAAAAAAAAUUGAAUAUACAUACUUUAACACAAAAAAUUAUUUAUGAAAGAUGCAUUAAAAACUCAUUAAAUAAAAAGUUUUUAUACUUACAAAAAUCAUUAAGUCAGAUGUCAAUAUGUUUAAAGUUUGAAAAUAAUUCAAAAUAUUAUUUUAUAAAAAAUAAUUGUCUGAAAACUGAUUUUAAUUUUCAAAAUGUAAAGUUCUCUACCUCGUUUAAAGUUCAAACUCCAAAGUUGUUAAGUUUGCAAAAAUUAAAUGGUGUUAUAAAUCUAGAGUACAUUUUUUUAUAUAUCAAAAGAAAAAAAAAUUUGAAUAUAAUUAUAAGUUCUUCAUAUAAAGACAAAGAACAUAAUGUCUAUAAUUUUAAAUGUCAUUACUGCAAUAAAAAUUUUAGAAAAAGAACUUACAUUAUAAAUCAUUUACAAGUAUGCCACUAUUUUGAAUGUAAUGGCUGUCGAAGGGUAUUUCAAAAUAAAUCUUAUCUAGUAAAACAUAUUAAGUGCUGUAUCAAAAGGUUGAUGCAUAGAUCAAAUAGUUAUAGUAGUUAUGUGAAUAAUCAAUUAGAAAAGGUCGAACCUAAUCAUUUUAAAACAUUUGAUUUAUGUCGACAAAAUUCAAAAAGUAAAAAAUCUUUGAUCAAGCCUGUUAAAAUAUCUCAUGAUCAAAAAUAUAGAUACAUCUGUUAUAUUUGUAAUGAAAAAUUUAGCCAAAAAUCAUUAUUAAAAAAGCAUAUGAAAUUACACUUUAAAAGUAAAAUAAAGUCAAGUAAUGAUAAUGAUAUGGAUAGUUUAGACUUAAGAUUUGUUAAUAAUAAAAUAAAUGUUACUCAUACUAGUCAAUGUGAUUUCCUUACCCUAAAUCAUAAAAAUAUUAAUUUUAAUUGUGAUUUAUGUUUCAAAAUGUACCCAAAUAAAGGUAGUCUUCAAAAAUAUAUUACAAAUGCAGAUAAUUUCAAUUUUUUUAAGUGUAAUUAUUUCCAAAAUAAUAUCAAAUUGAAAAGUAAUUUAAAAAGACACAUUGAAGGUCAUUUUAAAAACACAUUUGUAGAUUCAGAUGUAUCAUCAAGAAUACUAAAUGUAUCAUUUAACACACUCUGUUACCUUUGUGGUGAAUUGUUUCCAUCACAUUCUCUCAAAAGUAUUCAUAUUACUAAUAUACAGUAUAAAAGUUAUGAAGAAGUACAAAAUUCGAUGUUAAAUGGAAAAAAUUACUACAACCUAGAAUCUCAUCAAUGUAAUUUUAAUAAUUCAAAAGAAAAUGAAAAAUAUACUGAUAUUUCAAAUAAAAAUGUUAAUUUCAAUGCUGAUUUUUUAGAUUUUAUCCAUGUAAUAUCUCAAAAUAAUAAUAAUGAAAUUGUUAAAAAAAAAAAUGUGCAUGCUAUUGAUAUAACUACGGAUCUCAAAAAAAGUGUAAACGAACAAAUUAUUGAUAAUGAAAUAAUUAAAAAAAAUAUAUUAGCUAUUACUUCAAUUUCUAAUUGUAAUAGUAGUUUUUAUGAAGGAAUUGACAAAUCUAACAUUCUGAAUUGUUAUAAAUGUGAAAAAUCAUCAUUCCAAAACAACAAAGUUUAUGUAAACCAUUUAUCUAAUACUCAUAUCAAUAUAGGAAAGCUUUUAAAUUGUAGUAUAUGUAAAAAAAAUGUUAAAGCAAAAUCGAAAUAUAAGAAUAAUGUUGAUUAUAAUUGUGAUAUUUGUGGAUUAAAAUUAACUCAAAAAAGAUUAUUAAAACUUCAUAAAAUGAAUCAUAAAAAUGAAAAUAAUUUAGUUGAGUGCAAAUAUUGUUUUAAAAAAAUGCCUGCUUUCAAAAUAAAUAAACAUGAAAUUGUACAUAAAAAUUCUACCAAAAAACUAUGUACCAUAUGUGGAAAAUUUUAUUCGAGAAUUUACUUCAAAAAGCAUUUAUUGACUCAUGAUGAUUCUUAUCGAUUAAUUUGUCCUCAUUGUGGUAAGAAAUUUGUGUACCAUAAAUCUUUACAAAGGCACUUAUUAUUAUUUACUUUAAAUAAAAAAUGUAACUUAAAAAUUGCUAAAUUAAAUAAUAAAUCAUACCCAAAAAAAGUUAAGAAUAAUUUAAAUUGUCAAGAAAAGAAAUAUCAGUGUAAACUUUGUAAUACAAUAUUUUGUGAAAAAAAAAAAUUUCAAGAACAUAAACUCUUACAUCCUAAUCAUAAAAUGUUUGAUUGCAAUGUCUGUAGUAAAACAUUUAGCAAAAUAUUUGAAUUAAAAAUGCAUAAAUUAGAACAUGAUGGGGAACAUUUGUAUAAUUGUGUUGAAUGUAACAAAUCAUUUUCAAGAUCAUCUAAAUUUAAGAUUCAUAUGAAAAUUGAACAUGGUGGACGUAUAUGUGAAAUUUGUAAUAUUGAAUUUAAUUACAUGGCAGAUUUUAUGAUGCAUCAACGUGUCCAUAAACUAGGAAACAAGUUUGUCUGUGAAUUAUGUGAUUCUGGAACAUUUAAUUUUAAAAUGGAGUUAAAGUAUCAUAUUAAAAUUUGUCAUGGUGAAAGUUUAAAUUGGUUUGAUGUGUAACUAUACUUGUUUUUAUUUUCAUUGUAUGAAAUAAUUUCUUAUCUGUGAAUUGAGUAUUAACAUUUUUCAUUUGUUUAAUUUUUAUACAGUUCUGUAAAUAUUUGUGUUCUAUACAUACUCAUAUUUUGAAAAUAUUUAAUUUAUUUUUUAUAAUUUUUUCUUGAUAUUGUUCCAGUUUAUAUUUAAUAAUUAUUGUUGUGUUUCGUUGUUAAUCUAAGCAUUGUUACAACAACUAUAGGUGCAGCUUGUGUAAUGUGUCUGCUGAAUUGCCUCUUCAAAUUAUUUAAAAUAAAUAAAAUAUGAAUUGUUAAAAUAAUUGUACGAUGGUAUUUUUGUUGAUAGUAUUUAAGAAUUCCAUAUUAUAAGAUAAUAAUACAAGGUAUUAAGUAAUUAUUAUGUAUGAAUUUAAUAAUAUUUUAUUAUUUAAAAUGUAUAGAAAUUGUAGUUAUGUACUCAAUUUUGUUAGUGUAAUAUAUUUUUUUAUUUAAAAAGUAAA